UCAGGAUUCUUUCAGCUCCUUGUGUUGGUCUUUCAAAUAUCUCCGCAAAUUCAAAUGAAGCUGAAUUAGUUCCCCAUUUUCUCUUUCAACCACGAACUUGAGGAUCUACUUCUUCAACCAAUCUUCUUCAGCUUUCAGGGGAAAGUUGUAACAAGAAAAAUGGAGCAGUAUGAAAUUCUAGAGCAGAUUGGCAAAGGUUCUUUUGGUUAUGCUCUUCUCGUGAGGCAUAAAAAUGAGAAAAAGAAGUAUGUGCUGAAAAAAAUCCGUCUUGCACGCCAGACUGAUAGGACUCGCAGAUCUGCCCACCAGGAGAUGGAGCUUAUUUCUCAAGUACGGAAUCCAUUUAUUGUGGAGUAUAAAGAUUCCUGGGUGGAGAAGGGUUGCUUUGUGUGCAUUGUCAUUGGAUAUUGUGAAGGAGGAGACAUGGCAGAAGAAAUUAAAAGGGCCAAUAGUGUUCAUUUUUCUGAAGAGAAACUUUGUAGAUGGUUAGUUCAACUCCUAAUGGCGCUCGAUUACUUGCAUGCCAACCAUAUUCUUCAUCGCGAUGUCAAGUGCUCAAAUAUAUUUCUUACAAAAGAUCAAGACACUCGUCUUGGUGAUUUUGGUCUUGCUAAGAUGUUGACUUCUGAUGAUCUUGCUUCCUCUAUUGUCGGAACUCCAAGUUACAUGUGUCCUGAGCUUCUUGCUGAUAUACCUUAUGGUUCCAAAUCAGACAUAUGGUCUUUGGGAUGUUGUAUUUAUGAAAUGACUGCUCACAAGCCUGCAUUUAAAGCCUUUGACAUGCAAGCUCUCAUUAACAAGAUAAAUAAGUCUAUUGUGGCUCCCCUUCCAACCAUGUAUACUGGUGCAUUUCGAGGGCUCAUUAAAAGCAUGCUGCGGAAAAAUCCGGAACUUAGACCAAGUGCUGCAGAGCUGCUGACUCAUCCACAUCUUCAACCAUACGUCCUUAAGAUUCAUCUAAACCUGAAUAGACCAAGACAGACUAUCCCAACCCGGUGGUCUGAUUCCAACUACAUAAAGAGAACAAGAUUUGUGGAGCCAGAAACAAUUUCAAUUCAUUCUGUGAAAGUGAAGAGAAUGUCAUUCAGCAAUGACAGGACACUGAAUCCUAGUAUAUCUGGAACUGAACAAGACUCCGUGUGUUCUUCUCAGAGAGCGCAGGUAUUCGAAUUCCCAAGCAUGAAUCAAAAGUUCGCAGAAUUAUCUGUUGGUUGCAUGCACAAAGAAUAUGAUCUUGACAAGUCAAUAACCAGCAAGUUUUCGAGUGUUUCCAAAACCCCAAGAUUGACACCAAGAAAGAUUUCUGGUACGCCAAAAAGACAGACGACACCAUCAAAGAUAUCCCAUAUUGUUUCCAAACGUGACUCACUUCCGAUGUCACAAACUCCACUGGGAAGAUCUCAGGCAACACGAAGAGCGUCUCUUCCAUUGCCAACAAGAGCUGCAGCCUCAGGAACCCCUUAUAGAGCUAAUGUUGGCUUACUUGGCAGCAUGGAGUCUACAGACAUCUCUGUCAAUGCCCCCCAGAUUGACAAGAUUGCCAAAUUCCACUUAGCUUCUUCUGAAGAUUCUCUCUUUCCAAUCCAUCAAACUUCAUCAACAUCUGCACAAUGCUCUUCUAACUUGCCAGACAGAGGUGACUGCUCAAUCACAAAGGACAAGUGUACAGUCCAAGUCAUGGACAGAACCUUUGCCAGGCCCAAUCCCACUGAUGCCAGCCAUGUAGCUGCAGGAAAUGUUAGUGAAUGCUCGGAGCAUAAUCCAACUGGUGUUUCAAUUCGUUCAUCUUCUGAGUCACAGCAGCGUCGGUUUGACACCUCAUCAUACCAGCAACGUGCAGAGGCAUUGGAAGGGUUGCUUGAGUUCAGCGCACGGCUCUUACAGCAGGAAAGGCUUGAUGAGCUUGGUGUGUUGUUGAAGCCAUUUGGGCCUGAGAAAGUUUCUCCGAGGGAAACUGCAAUAUGGUUGACUAAGAGCUUCAAGGAGACAGCAAUUUAGAUGAAAUACUGAUACCACAAUGAUUGUUGCAAAUGCAAGUUGUUUCUAUGCCUGAUGAUUGAAAGAGAAUUUGUCUUGAAGGCAGCAUAGACUGAUAAGUGAUAACUACACUUAUUUCCCAAGAGACUCAACAUGUGAUUUUAUGACAGGCAUCAGAUUUGCUAGUACUUGGUUAGUUUCUUUUUUAUCUCAAAGAGGAGAAAAUAGCAAAGCAGUUGCUUAUCCUAAGUUUUGGAUU
Messenger RNA from Juglans regia (Persian walnut), 2236 nucleotides. RefSeq names its product serine/threonine-protein kinase Nek2-like. Gene Ontology annotation, biological process: protein phosphorylation. The transcript has 15 exons. NCBI's taxonomy places the organism in Eukaryota, Viridiplantae, Streptophyta, Magnoliopsida, Fagales, Juglandaceae. The coding region runs from base 160 to 1998 and encodes 612 amino acids. The record is from RefSeq and is a predicted model, not a curated record. Gene Ontology annotation, molecular function: protein kinase activity; ATP binding.